AUGGGCAGCGGCGACGCGCCCUCGAUCCAGGACACGCAGCUGACCCUGCGCGCGCUGGUGUCGACCAAGGAGGCCGGUGUGAUCAUCGGCAAGGGCGGCAAGAACGUGGCCGACCUGCGCGACGUGGCGAACGUCAAGGCGGGCGUCUCCAAGGUCGUCCCCGGCGUCCACGACCGCGUGCUCUCGGUGACCGGCUUCCUACCCAACGUCGCCCACGCCUACGAGCUGGUCGCCCAGACACUGGUCGAGAACCCCAUGGCCACGACCCACCCGGGCCUGCAGCCGACUGCGCCUGCAUCCCUGCAGACCGUGGUGCGCAUUCUGAUCUCGCACAACCUGAUGGGCACUAUUAUUGGCCGCCAAGGCCUGAAGAUCAAGCACAUCCAGGAUGCGUCGACCGCGCGCCUGGUGGCAACCAAGGAGAUGCUGCCGCAGUCGACCGAGCGCGUAGUGGAGGUGCACGGCAGCGUCGACGCCAUCCGCAUUGCAAUCGAGGAGAUCGGCAAGUGCCUGAUCGAGGACUGGGAGCGCGGUGUCGGCACGGUUCUGUAUAACCCUGCGACGCGCGUGCCGACGGUCUCGUCGACGUCCAACCCGUACGUCAACAACAUGCGCGCCUCGGUCGACUUCACCCACGCCGACCCCGUGCCCGUCGUCCCGCACUCGGCCGCCGUUGCUGCGCUGAGCCGCCACCGCUCCCACACGGUCGCGCGCAUGCGCUCGCAGUCCGUCAGCGUCCAGCGCCAGAUCGACCCUGCCGCAAUCGCCUCGAACAUCCGCACCCAAGAGAUUGCCAUUCCGGGUGACAUGGUCGGGUGCAUUAUUGGCAAGGGCGGCUCGCGCAUCACCGAGAUCCGCCGCCUGUCGGGCUCCCGCAUUUCCAUCGCCAAGGCCUCGGAGAGCGAGGGCGGCGAGCGUCUGUUCACCAUCACCGGCACCCCCGAGUGCAACGAGAAGGCGCUGUAUCUGCUCUACGGCCAGCUGGAGGCGGAGCGCGAGCGCCGCAUUGCCAAUGCCCACCUGAUGGCCAGCCUGGAGAGCAUCAACGAGCAUGUCAUUGCUGAAGAGUGA
This is a messenger RNA of Linderina pennispora, 1071 nucleotides long. RefSeq lists its product as uncharacterized. Gene Ontology annotation, cellular component: cytoplasm; nucleus. Gene Ontology annotation, molecular function: mRNA 3'-UTR AU-rich region binding. NCBI's taxonomy places the organism in Eukaryota, Fungi, Kickxellomycota, Kickxellomycetes, Kickxellales, Kickxellaceae. The coding region runs from base 1 to 1071 and encodes 356 amino acids. Gene Ontology annotation, biological process: 3'-UTR-mediated mRNA stabilization. The transcript is spliced from 2 exons. The record is from RefSeq and is a predicted model, not a curated record.